GACCGCCUUACCUCUCUCAUGACCUAGUCGGCCUCAUCCUUGCGUAUAAAUCAAACCCUUGCGACCUCAACUCCUUCACAAAUCAGUUUCCGAAAUUCGAUAAAUCAAAUUCUCUCUCAAUCUUCUCAAAUUCUCUCUCAAUCGCAAGUUUCAAUCAAGAUGCAGAUAUUCGUGAAAACUCUCACAGGAAAGACCAUCACCCUCGAGGUGGAAAGCUCCGACACCAUCGACAACGUUAAGGCCAAGAUCCAGGAUAAGGAAGGCAUCCCUCCGGAUCAGCAGAGGCUUAUCUUUGCCGGGAAGCAGCUUGAGGAUGGAAGGACUCUAGCAGACUACAACAUCCAGAAGGAGUCUACCCUUCACUUGGUGUUGCGUCUACGUGGUGGUAUGCAGAUCUUUGUCAAGACAUUGACCGGAAAGACUAUCACUUUGGAGGUGGAGAGCUCCGACACUAUUGACAACGUUAAGGCUAAGAUCCAGGAUAAGGAGGGUAUCCCACCGGACCAGCAGAGGUUGAUCUUUGCCGGCAAGCAGCUCGAGGAUGGAAGGACUCUUGCUGACUACAACAUUCAGAAGGAGUCAACUUUGCAUCUCGUCCUCAGGCUUCGUGGUGGUAUGCAGAUUUUUGUCAAGACUUUGACCGGAAAGACUAUCACUUUGGAGGUGGAGAGCUCCGACACUAUUGACAACGUUAAAGCCAAGAUCCAGGACAAAGAGGGUAUCCCACCGGACCAGCAGAGGUUGAUCUUUGCCGGCAAGCAGUUGGAGGAUGGACGUACUCUUGCGGAUUACAACAUCCAGAAGGAGUCAACUCUACACUUGGUCUUGCGUCUACGUGGAGGCAUGCAGAUCUUCGUGAAGACUUUGACCGGGAAGACCAUCACUCUAGAGGUGGAGAGUUCCGACACCAUAGACAACGUGAAGGCCAAAAUUCAAGACAAAGAGGGUAUUCCUCCGGACCAGCAGAGGCUCAUCUUUGCCGGAAAGCAAUUGGAAGAUGGCAGGACCUUGGCUGAUUACAACAUCCAGAAGGAGUCAACCCUUCACUUGGUGUUGCGUCUCCGUGGUGGCAUGCAGAUCUUCGUGAAGACUCUUACCGGGAAGACUAUCACACUUGAGGUGGAGAGCUCUGACACCAUUGACAACGUGAAGGCCAAGAUCCAGGACAAGGAAGGCAUCCCUCCGGACCAGCAGCGUCUCAUCUUCGCUGGAAAGCAGCUUGAGGAUGGUCGCACCUUGGCUGACUACAACAUCCAGAAGGAGUCAACACUUCACUUGGUGCUAAGGCUUCGUGGUGGUAUGCAGAUUUUUGUGAAGACCUUGACCGGUAAGACCAUCACACUUGAGGUGGAGAGCUCUGACACCAUUGACAACGUGAAGGCCAAGAUUCAGGACAAGGAAGGCAUCCCUCCGGAUCAGCAGCGUCUCAUCUUCGCUGGAAAGCAGCUCGAGGAUGGUCGCACCUUAGCAGACUACAACAUCCAGAAGGAGUCGACCCUUCACUUGGUCCUCCGUCUCCGUGGUGGUAUCUAAAACUCUCUUCCUGUGUCGGGUUAAAAGUCAGUGUCUUGUUUUCUUUUAAAAACUUCUUGUGGUUUGUGUUUUGGGGUCUUAUAAAGCCCCUGAUGAAUAAUUGAUGAACUCUUUGCGUU
Molecule: messenger RNA, 1652 nt
Organism: Raphanus sativus (radish)
Lineage: Eukaryota; Viridiplantae; Streptophyta; Magnoliopsida; Brassicales; Brassicaceae
Product: polyubiquitin-like
Exons: 2
Coding region: 160-1533 (457 amino acids)
Biological process (GO): protein ubiquitination; modification-dependent protein catabolic process
Cellular component (GO): cytoplasm; nucleus
Molecular function (GO): protein tag activity; ubiquitin protein ligase binding
Source: RefSeq, a predicted model, not a curated record